Brassica rapa (field mustard) is the source of this 10796-nucleotide messenger RNA. RefSeq names its product purple acid phosphatase 5. Gene Ontology annotation, molecular function: metal ion binding; acid phosphatase activity. The record is from RefSeq and is a predicted model, not a curated record. Lineage: Eukaryota; Viridiplantae; Streptophyta; Magnoliopsida; Brassicales; Brassicaceae.
AGACUUGUUUUUUUUGUUAGUUAAAAACUUGUUAAACAAUUAAUUUUGAAGGAAAAUGUGCUACUUUUGUAGUACUAAGAUUAAAUAUUAGAUCAAAAGUAGUUGUUGUGUACAUGUUUCGGUAAGUUGAUUUUCAAAUAUUUUCCGAUUUCACUUUUUCACUAAAACCUAUACUUUUUUUUUGAAAAAAAAAAAAAAAUCUUAACGAGAUCAAUUGGAGGUUAUUUUUCAACAAGAAUUUACCUAGAAUAUACUUCCAAUUAUUCUACAAAUAUCUUAUUUUCACUUAUUUUCUUUGGAACAGAAGAUUUUCUUUGGAGCAGAAUCUUCAACUAGAAUUUAACUAGAAUAUACCUCAAUAAUUCAUCUGUAUAUAUAAUAAUCGAGCACCUCAUAAAAAGACUUACAGAGUACAAAAUUUUAAGAGCUUAGCCAAACAGAAAAUGGGAUUGAAUCGUGUAACACUCGUUUGCUCCGCCAUUGUGUGGCUAAGCAUCUCCGGCUUGAGCCAUGCCGGAGUCACCAGCAACUACACCAGAGUAGCUGAACCUUCCGAAGAAAUGCCACUCGAAACCUUCCCUCCUCCUGCUGGCUUAAACGCUCCUGAACAAGUUCAUAUAACGCAAGGAGAUCACAACGGUCGAGGUAUGAUAAUCUCGUGGGUAACGCCUAUAAACGAUGAUGGUUCUAACGUCGUGCAAUACUGGGUCGCGGAUGGUGACGAGAGUACAAAGAAGAGCGCUGAAGCAUCAACCUCGACCUAUAGAUACUACGACUAUGCUUCUGGUUUUCUUCAUCACGCUACCAUCAAAAAGCUUGAGUACUCAACUAAAUAUUUCUACGAGCUUGGAACUGGUCGUUCCACUAGACGAUUCUCCUUCACGACACCUCCAAAAGCCGGUCCAGAUGUUCCCUACACAUUUGGUGUCAUUGGUGAUCUGGGACAAACCUAUGCCUCUAACCAGACAUUGUACAAUUAUAUGUCGAACCCUAAAGGCCAAGCAGUUCUUUUUGUUGGAGACUUGUCGUAUGCUGAUGACCAUCCCAACCACGACCAAAGAAAAUGGGAUUCGUAUGGGCGAUUUGUUGAACCAAGCGCUGCAUAUCAGCCUUGGAUAUGGGCUGCUGGGAACCACGAGAUAGAUUACGCCCCGUCAAUAGGCGAGACUCAGGCAUUCAAGCCAUACAAAAACCGUUACCACGUUCCAUACAGAGCCUCACAGAGCACUUCUCCGCUUUGGUACUCAAUUAAACGAGCCUCAGCGUACAUCAUCAUACUCUCCUCUUACUCAGCUUUUGACAAGUACACACCUCAAAACUCGUGGCUUGAGAGUGAACUCAAGAAAGUAAACAGAGAAGAGACUCCAUGGCUGAUUGUUCUGGUUCACUCUCCGUGGUACAACAGCAACGGUUAUCACUACAUGGAAGGUGAAAGCAUGAGAGUCACGUUCGAGCCAUGGUUCGUCCAAAACAAAGUUGAUAUUGUCUUUGCUGGUCAUGUUCAUGCCUACGAGCGAUCAGAACGUGUCUCCAACAUUAAGUACAAUAUCACUGAUGGUUUGAGUUCUCCCGUGAAAGAUCCAUCUGCUCCUAUUUACAUCACCAUUGGUGAUGGAGGCAACAUAGAAGGAAUCGCUAAUGAUUACACGUACCCUCAACCGAGUUACUCAGCAUAUAGGGAGGCUAGUUUCGGGCAUGCACUUCUAGAGAUAAAGAACAGGACUCACGCGCUUUAUACCUGGCAUAGGAACCAAGACAAUGAGCCGGUCAUCGCCGACUCUCUUUGGGUGAAGAACAGACACUUCUUGCCGGAGGACGAGUAGACGGUUUCCGGCGACUCAAGAAUGUUUUUAGUUUUCUCUUUUUAAAUCUCCUUUUAAUAAUAAGAUUAGUUAGUAUUUUGUGCUCUUUUGUUAGGUUUAGUUUAAUUUUAUCACUUAAUUUUUUUUUCUUUGACAAAGUUUUAUCACUUAUUGUUGUGUUUUCUACUUACCUUUAUUUAACUCAUAAGAUGAUAAUAAUUCCAACAUCUCGGGUACUUAUCUCAGAUCUUUAAUAUAAAUUCUCAAAAACUCAACAUAAAAUUUCAAUGCAUAUUAUAUAACAUACAGUUGAGAAAAUUACUCCAGUAUAGAUUACCCAUAGUUUAAACAAUAUCCAUAUAUAUAUAUUGUUAAGAUUUUGUUGGGAUAUUCCCACUAAAAACAAAGUUAUGAUCGAUAUUUAAAUAGCAUAUAAAAUAAGAUGUAAUUAUCUAAUCUAUUUGUUUUAAGGUUUAUUUUUAUUGGAUUAUAUAUUUUUUUAAAUUUAUAUAUUUAUUAAAUAUAUUUAUUAAAUUUAUAUAUUUAUUAAGUGGUAUAUAUAUAUGAUUUCUCUAAUUUAUUCAAUAUCUUAGAUCAUUUAACUUCUAUUGGAUAUGCAUAUAAAUUCUCCAGUAUUGAUUUAAAAACUUAUAGCUAAGUGAAAAAUUCAUAAAAGAUCUCACCAUAACUAAUUUUAUUGUUACACCAAAUUAGAAUAUAUACUGUUAAGAAUAGUUUUCAAAUGGUUGGUAGUGAGAGUGCAACUGACAUAUUUAAAUUAGCAUAUCCAUAUUUUUAAUAUAAUAAAAUAUUAAACAAACCUUAUUUAAAUUAUUCAUAUCUUCAUUUCUAUUUUAAAUUAGAUAAUAUAUAAUUUCGAUUUAUAAAAAUUUAAUUAAUACCCGAUAAAUGAAUAUGUAGUACUUUUACAAUAAGAUAACCGACCACAUAUAUUCCUAUUUUACCCAUAUGCAUUUGCACUAAAAUAAUAUAAUUUUCAUAUAUAUGGAUGACGUUCGUGUGUGGUACGCGAAGGAAACGUCGUAAACGGAAGAAGGUCCAAUCGGAUCUAAUGGUUUCUGGUCUGUGAAAUCAGACACAAAUAAGAGAUAUUGCGGGGUUUGCAAGAAUGGGAAGAAACAAAGACUGGAGCAAGAACAGCUACAUAGAUGAGCGUGUUCAAGAAAAGUCGCAAAGUUGAGCGUGUUCGUGGUCUGCAGGGUUAGAAAUUGAUUUGAUGGUUGUUUGAGAUGAAUGAUAUCUCAAAGUGAAGACUGAUUCAUAUUAUGUCAAAGUUAGUCUUAAGGAGAUGGAAUCAAAGUUAGAUCAUCAGUUUCUCAGGUUUAAAUCUUCAGAAUAAAUGGUCUCAUUCCAAUGGAGUCAGAAGAAAGGUUUUGAUGGCUGGUUACUUAGGUUUUGCAACGUGUAAAGAACUGAAGCUUUUAGGAUCACAAGGGAUGUAUGUUGUCUUUGCAAAAUAUGAUCAAGGUUCCGAAAUGGGUCAGAUUGUGCGUUGAUCAGUUUGACUGUGGAAGAGAGAUGCAGUGUGGUUUCAUAAAGGUGUAAAUAAUGCCAGUUGGUGACACUCUGUUAUCUCAGGUCUGGACGCCUUAGAAGUUGAAGAUGGUAUGUGUGUUCAGAGGCUAUUCGGAUUUUUUGAUCAGUGGUUCCAGGGUUCGGGUGCAAACAUAAAAUUGCAGAGAAGUAGUCAACAUGAUGAGGCGUUGAUAAGGUUUGGAACGAGACAGGGUGUUUGUACUUUGAGGCUUUAAAUUCGCUUCGAUUAAAAAUAUUUGAGUUGCAUGGUUGUAUGUUCAGUCAAAAAGAGGUUAAUGAAUAGGUUCUUGUGGUUAAAAAGAAGCUCAAGUGGGGAUGAUUAGGGUUAAAAAAUCACAAUGGAGCUUGUAGCAUCACAUGUUGGUUUCUUGUGGCAAUAAUGUGACGAAAUAGAUGGUGUUCUGUUUUGAGUCAGCGCAAGAAUAGGAGUCAGUCUCAUUGGGUACAUGCGAUGUAAAGUUUCUGGUAUGGUAGAAACAAGUUGUGCCUCCAUGAAAAUAAAAACUAAAGCAAGGGAAAAGUGUGUAAGGCCUACACAAGUACAUGUUGAAGCAAAUGGCUAUUUGUGGUAAUAAUAAGUAGUAGUUCUGGUAAGUUCGUGUGAGUGACAAGAACAAGCCAUUGGAGAAGUCGAUUCAAGGUUAGAGUUUACUUGUAGAUUCUAGUCAAAUGCGGAGGAAAAUGCGCAGACAGAAUCCUGUUGAACAGGUUUGAAAACACUUGUUCAAGAAGCAUAUAUUCACUACCACAACUAAGAGAAGCAUGUGUGUGUUUACCUUAGAGGAAUUGUCAUGUAAGUCUGAGUCAGAGGCAGGCCCGGCCCGUCAUGUCUGGGUGCCUAAAGCAAAAGAGCAACUUGGUCCAUAUACACAAAACAUAUUAAUAAAAUGUGAAAUGAAGGCGUCGAACCUAUGGCAAGACAGAGGAAGGAAGUCGAUAACAACCACUAGACCACAGCUUGUUUUUUAGAAAUUGUCUGCCCCUAAAUAUCUAUAUAUUUUGUGGCGCCUAAAGCUGGUGCUUCACCAGCUUUACCCCAGGGCCGGUACUGGUCAGAGGUUUUAGAGGAACAGACUCCGAAGAAAUAAGGGACGACAGGUUUGGUGUCAUGACCAAAGUCGUCAAGGUGGAGCUCUUAGACAAAGAGGCAAACCUCUGAAUAAAAAGGAUGAAGUUGUAAUCUUCCAACGAGAUAAUACUUGCUAGCUUGACAAGUAUGGAAAUCAAGCUUAGACAGAUCAUGGUUCAGGUCUGAGAGAUAAGAAGAUGCAAGCACCAAAGUUUUUUUUUGGUGGAGUUUGUGCACUGGUGAUAGUGUUGCAGGACAUGUUACAGCUGAAGAAACUCGCCAUAGAGUCGAGUUUGACAUGGAAAAAGCUGUAAGGGUGUAUCUUAGGAGAGCAUCACAGGCUUAGAUGAUGCGAGAUAUUGUUAAAGGAUACUAGUAGUGAGGCUAAAUCUACUGGUAACUGUUUUCUUAGACUCAGUGAAUUAAACAUGGGACUUGUGUCGAAAGUACUCACAACAAGGUGGACUUUUGAAGUGUGACCUAUUAAGUUCGACGAGUAUGUUCAAGGUGGAGUCUUACUAGACAAGUAGCUGUUCAAAUCAGAGGAUGACUCAGGAUGGAAACAUGUAUUUUUCAGGUUUUCUGCAUGGGAUUCAGUAGAAAUUUGUUUCUGUAUCUCAGGGAUACGAGGUGAAUCAAAAGAGCCUACAAAGGUAUCAUAGUUGCAGAUUGGUUAUGAUUUGUUUGUGUUGAGGUUAAGUAGAAAUUAUUUGUAUCAAAAGUCUUUUUAAUGAGUUGAGUUAAGCGGCGUGAAAUGUUGGCAACAACAAUGGUGCAGAGUGAUGUUCAAGAAAAGGUGUUCAUUCAGGUUAUUGUAAAGGACAAUCUCAGGAUAACUGUGGGUCUACUGGCUGUUGAGGUUGGUUACAAAAGAUUGAGUCAAAGGGAUUUCUGAUUUGAGGCAAUGGUGAUUCAAGUUUCGUAAGAGUUUCACGCCAACAUUGGCAUCAUGGUUUUUCUUUUGCAGAAAGAUUGAAUUCAAGGUUUGUAUCAAAGGUCAUCUGAUACAUAACAUGUUUGAAUUAGAGUCACAAGGGACUGAUUAAGUCUAACAUUGCUUUAAGGUUGAGGCUGAAGGGUCAAUGGUAUAAUCAAGCACAUGGUGGUGACUAAAGUAAUAGAACUGCAUGUUUUUUAAGACAAGGUUGUUACGGGUAGAGCUUCGGGUAAGAGGUUCCAAGGGAAAGCAACGAAGGAGUCUUCAGGUUGUAUCGAGUUGAAUACAUAUGUGAUGUUGGGAGGAAACCUAUUCAAGGAGUAUUGAAGUUGAGCAGCUGAAGCUCAAAAGGUAGAUGAAGCCAGAUGAGCUUUACUCAAAACAUGUGAGGCUGAGAAGGUCGGUUCUCAGAAGGCUGCAAGGAGAUGCAGAAGGUGAGCAGGUUUUGCUCUGGUUCUAGUAAGUGUCAGCACAAAGGAAAAGUUAUGGACUUGGACCAAACAUGUUGAAUUUAUUGAGGUUAUGUCUGCAAUCUGUGAUAGUUCUCCCUACAACAGAGGCAUAAUACAUGGCAUUUGUGGAAGCAGUUAAGGAGGAAAUUUGGCUGAGAGAAUGUGUUGUGUUUAGGCAAGGUCAUUCCUGUGAAGAAGUUUAUACUGGCUCCGAGGGUUCUCGGAGUGGCCAAGCACUAAGGUGUUUGGUGUUUUGUCUGGCAAGUACGAGUUUGCAACAUGAUAGCUUCAGAUAGAACUGAUUAAUCAUCAAGGUCAAGAUUGUUAUAUUGGUGAUGAAGAAUCAGCUAUAUUGGAAGCUUAAACCAAGUCAAGAUUAACAAUUGAGUUAUAUGACGUUGGGUUAACAACCGGUUAAUUGUUACUCAUGGUUUACGAUUAUUAAACCGGUUAUCAGUUGUAACAGACUUUGCUUAAUAUAAAGGAAAGGCUCGUGUGUUGUACACUAAAGAGAGUUAGUCAUUUGCCUUGCAAGGCCCCAGAGACGUAGCCAAAUCGGUGAACUCUGGGUAAUCAGUUAAUCUUUUUAUUGUAGUUUGGUCAAGACCAUCAAACUUUUUCAAGUUGGACUAGCUUGCACUUGACCUAACAUUCUAUGUAUUGACAAAGAACAUUAGGUCAAGUGCUGAUAUUUAGGAUGGAAAGGUCACGACAAAAGACCUAACACAAGCAGACACAAGGAAAACACAUAGCAAAGGCACAAAAAAGUGGGAGCUCGAGAGAGCUCGAGACCAGGGCUUGGGUCUGAAGAGAGCGAACUAGAUAAAAGUAGGUUCUCGGUAGGCUAGCUAAGCACUUUCCUAUAUACUUGUAUCUCUAGGUGAUUUGUAAUAGAGAUCAAAGGAGGUUGACAGGAACUGUAACCUCAGGGUAUUGUACUCUCGUGUUUCUUAUAAUGGAAGGUUGAGAGACUGAUUUCUCUCUCCGGUGAGUAUAGCUCCUUCUUCACAUCAAGGAAGGGAGGUGAACACCAGGUUAACAAAAAUGUCUUGUGUUCCUUAUUUUCUUGCUUGAUUCAUAAUCCGCGUACUUGUUUAAUUGACUAGAUACUGUAAGCUUUUAGGUAAAGAGACAAAUCAUGAACAAGUGGAACAAGAGCUUUUGGAUUCCCCAACAAGUUUUUUGGAUUUUCCCAACACAAAGAAUUUUAAAAUCUUGAAAGCUGAAAGAUACUAGAUUUAAAAAAAAUGGAUCUGAAUCAUGCAUUGAAUAACAUUAGAUUUUCAAAUAGAAUUUAAAAUCAUCAUUUAAAUAACAGUAGUAUGUAUUUAUAUUUAAAAUCUAUUAAAAUAUAUUAUUAAAUAAUACAUUUAGUUUUGAGUAACCCACAGCACAAAUUAAAUGUUAAUUGUAGAAAAGAAAUAACAGAUGUAAACAACAUUAGUUAGUAGUUGGAAAAAUCAACAACUACUAAAACAAAAGAUGAUCGGUGAUGAAAAUAAGAUAGCUAUAAAAAUAAAUGUUUCCUGAUUUUUUUUUGUCAACUUCUUAUCCCUUCUAAUCUAUUAAAACUGAAGUACAAAUUGGAAUUAACCCUCAAUUUUCCUUAGUAAUUACAAGUGAAUGCCAUUGAGUUAAUUAAUUUAAUAUAGUAUUAUUUAUUUUGAAAGUAACUGAUUGGAACCAACAAUCAAAGUCAUUGUUCCACAAAAUAUUCCUAAAAUCAUAACAUUCCCAUUAAUUUAACUUAUUUUAACGUCAGUUUAAUUAAUUUCAAUUACACUAACCAUCAAGAUAUCAAUCUUUUGAGUCCAACAAGUUUUCUUAACUAACUAGAAAUUGUACUAGCCUUAAUAGUUAUUAUAAAAUACUACCAAAUGAACGAAACAAUUCUUUACCCGAAAAAUAAACAGCUUUAUAAGGUUUUACUUUUUCUCUAACCUCCAAAACAAAACUUAUCUCUGUAAACUGAUCACUUACAUGCAUUGAUAUAUACUCUCACAGGUCUGUCCACGAAAAAUAAUGUACAAAGUAAGCUAGACACUAUUUUAUCUUUCUACAAUUUUGACAUAGAUGUUUUGUUAUUCAUUUUUGGUUGUGAUAUAUUAAUGAUGGAGUAUAAAAGAAGAAGAGUGAAAUCAUCUCAUCAUCAUCGGACGUUUUGCCAUAUAACUAUGGCCGUGAGAUAAUAAAGUCAGUAUAAAAGUAUAGAUUAAACAGUAUAGGAAAACAGAGAUGCAACAAAACUUUUUUAAGACACUACCCACCCAACAGCUUCCUACGAUCUUUUGAAUUUGAGAUUUGAGUUUUUCUCUAUAAAGCUCCUUGUGAUUUUCCUGUUUGGUUGCUUUUGUGAUGUAGUGAGAUUUAUGUACCAUAGUGAAUGAGCUUUUCAUGUUUCUCGAGAAUUGUUUGAUCUGUAAUUGAUUCCAGUUCGUUACUUUAUAACCAUGUGUAAUGGUUGGUCUAUGAGGCAACUAAGGAUAAAUUGUGUUUAGAAUUUGAUUGUAAGUUUGUAACAGAAAUUGGCAUAGGUAUAAAAGAUUAAUUCAUUGGUACUACUCUCGGGAAAAGGUGGUGUUAAGCAGAUGUGAGGGGACCUAUAAUCAAAGCAUUGAUAGCCAUUUAAUUAAAAAUAAAUGAUGUAUUUUAUAAGGUAAACUUUGAGUCGUAAACAAAGUAAAAUGAAAUUUUUUACUUGAAAUUAGUGGUAGAGAUUCCUUUCUUGCAAUGUUUUUCAUUUACCACUUUACAUAAUAUACAAAGUCUACAGAAUAUAUAUGUUACAGAUUGUACAUAAAAUCUUUAAUUAUUUUUCAUAUAAACAAUAAUCAAAUAAAAAAUAUCCCGCAACAUUGCUAAUAAAGUUACACAGUAUACAAAACUAAGUUAUAAUGUUUUCAAAUAAUUUCGUUGUAUAAACAAAAUGAAAAAGUUAUAUGUACCCACACGGGUGUGCAGAUCAAACUCUAGUAUAUAUUAAAAGAGAAGCAUUGCAAUUAAUGCGUUCACACCAAUACUGACACGUGUCGUUUAGAGAGACACUCUCAUAUAUUUGUUUCCUUAUUUUCCAUCUUUGGAGCAUCUUGGCGUUUUAAUUAUGUGAUCUUCUUAACGAGCUUUUGAUUAUAAAAUAGCCUGAGAAUUGAAACACUUUAUAAACAGUUUGUAAUCUUCUUCACACCUUCGAGGUUUCAACAUAUCUCAUCAGACAUCAGGUGAUGACAAUUUUUAUAGACAGAAAAAGAUUAUAAAUUGCAAACUGAGAUGAAAAGAACUGUCUUUUAAGAUAAAAUAGAGAAAUCCAACACAUCUGUUAGUCAACUGAACAUAAAAGUCUCCUCUUCCUUCUUCGCAUGGCCUACACGACGAUCCAUCUAGGUUAUUCUCGGGGAGGUUCUUGAGAUGGGGACUUUAGUCGUGGACAAGUAUCACGCAAACUGAGAUGAAAAAAACUGUGUUUCUCGACCGAACCUAUGAGAAAUCCAACGCAUCCGUUAGUCCAUUGUUGAAGUCUUGAAGAGGAGAAGAGAACCUGUAAGUUUAUGUUCAUUAGAUCGGCUUUGUGAGGCUACUUAUUUUGCAACUUUGUGUGUAGCUGUUGAUUAUUACUGUCAAAAAGAGAACUCUUCUCCCAUUGUUUCGUCAAGCUUAGAAUUAUCGUUAUUACAAACUACUGCGCUCACAAACUCUUCUCCCCUUUCUUUCGUCAAGCUCACAAACACAAAUGAUAACAUUUUUACAUUUCCAAUGAUAAUAAUUUUACGUUUGCAUGGCUGGCCAACACACUCUUACCUACCAUACGCUUUUUUAAGCAUACUGUUUAUUCUUUAUUAUCACGUACAAAUUAAUGGAGGCGAUGCAUGCAAAGGCAAAAAAGGUCGAAGUCUAUUGAAAUCAUGGAAAUUCUGCUACAGAGUUGAUAAUCGGUAUAUAAUCUAUAGGAUUUUUUUUUUGUCAGAGUAUAUAAUCUAUAGGAUAAACACACAACUUUCAAGCUAAACUAGAAAGGUCUCCUUUUUUUCUUGUGUUGUGCAAUUUGUUGUAGAUGAAUGGCUAAGAGAGACACGUAAACACCAAAAAAAAAAUUAUAUUCAUACGCGACUGUUAUUAGUUCCAAGUUGGAACUUCUGAUUGUAGGUUUACCGAAUCGAACCGGUCGGUUCCAAGUUGGAACGUCUAUUGAAAUCAAUGAAGAUAAACCACACUUCAGUUCGGUUAUUUCAAGUUUACUAUAUGAGUAUGACGGUUGCCUAUUUUGCUAAUAUGCGUGACUGAGUUAAUUAUGAAUAGGGAAUUUGCAUAUAUUUCAUUUAAAUUGUAUUAUCAGUUUUAUUUUUAUGUGUCUUAAUAAAAUUGAGCUUUUUAUUUGUAAGAUUUCUUCUACAAUAUUCUUCAUCGUUAACCUCGAAAAGUGAAUUCUCCAAACCAAAAUAAAUAAGACUUUCGAAUGGUUCUUAUAUUUCAACGGAGUAAAAUACAAUAAAAUCCAACAUACAAUCAAACCGAUGUCCACAUUUAACAGACUUUAUGUCUUUUUAUUUUAUAAAUACUAAAAAUAAUAAUUUCAUUCCGCGCAAGGCGUGGGUUGUCACCUAGUUUUAUUAAUAUAAAGAGUACAGUAUUUUUUAUCCCUGCACAUAUUACAAAGUAAAAUACACGUAUAGAGUAACAAAAUAAUUUCGAACCACGUCGCAUUAAUGGGAUAUGCAAAUCUUGAUCUUUCUCUUCACUGCCGGUAAAGUCUGGACCACCGCCGACGAUAGAGCUUUAUCUUCCCACCUUCAAUCCUCGUUUCACCUUGAUUUUGUACUCUUUAUAUUACAAUUUUCAGUAUCGAUCACCUGGUCAAGAAAAGUCUAACUUCUCUCUAGACUUACACAGAACUUGGAUUUGAAACUUUUCUUCUUUGCUGGUUGAGCACAGAUCCUUUUACUAUGAGGAUCUUUCUCUCUUAUGUAUUAAGAGUAACUUAACAU